Molecule: messenger RNA, 525 nt
Organism: Myotis daubentonii (Daubenton's bat)
Lineage: Eukaryota; Metazoa; Chordata; Mammalia; Chiroptera; Vespertilionidae
Gene: MS4A13
Product: membrane spanning 4-domains A13
Biological process (GO): cell surface receptor signaling pathway
Cellular component (GO): plasma membrane
Source: RefSeq, a predicted model, not a curated record
AUGGCUCCAUGUGCAUGUUCAAAAAUCUCUACAGCAGAUACACUUGUCUUAGGGACUAUCCAGAUUUUGCUUGGCAUCUUUCAUGUUCUCAUGUGGUAUUUCCUAUUAAUUUUAUAUAUGGGACAGAUUCGAGGAGUCUUUGGGACAUAUGAACCUAUAACAUACAGAGUAGGAUGUACUUUAUGGGGAAUUUUUUUUAUCAUUUCAGGAGCUGUCUUAAUAAAAUUAGCAAAGCAUCCAUCUCCUAGCCUGGUUACAGUCGCUUUGAUCUUGAACAUCACCUGCAUAAUUACUGUAAUUAUCGCAGUAAUUUUAACAAUAGUGGAGUUGUCUAGUUUUCAUUCUGUGUCAUAUAGGAAUUAUGGACAAGCAAAACUUGGGAGGGAAGUUUCACGUAUUUUACUGUUCUCCUACCUCUUGGAAUUAGUUGUUGCAUUUACAUACUCGAUCUUUGGCUGUAUUGAUUUGGGUGAGGAGAGCCGUAGUCGUGCAACUAUUACAGUGGAAGCUGAGAGCACUUUUUAG